Molecule: messenger RNA, 1138 nt
Organism: Pogona vitticeps (central bearded dragon)
Lineage: Eukaryota; Metazoa; Chordata; Lepidosauria; Squamata; Agamidae
Source: RefSeq, a predicted model, not a curated record
UGGGCAGCCUCUACGUCUGGAAGAGCCACCUGCCCAGGGACCACCCCGCGGUGAUCAAGCGGCGGUUCACCAGCGUCCUCGUCGUCUCCCUCCUCUCCCCCUGCUUCAUCUGGGCCUGGAAAGAGGUGACCGGAGUGAAGCCAGGUCCAUCCCUGUUCGCCCUCAUGGGCUUCCGGCUGGAGGGCAUCGUGCCAGCGACGGUCCUCCCUCUGCUGCUAACCAUGGUCCUGUUCCUCGGGCCUCUGAUCCAGCUGUCGAUGGACUGCCCCUGGGACCUGGUCGAUGGGGUGCGAGUCGCCUUGGCCCCNGGCUUCUGGCUUCUCUGUCUGACCGACAUGCGCUGGCUCCGAAACCAGAUCAUCGCUCCGUUCACGGAGGAGCUGGUCUUCCGCGCCUGCAUGCUCCCCAUGCUCAUCCCCUGCACGGGAUUGGGGCCUGCCAUCUUCACCUGCCCGCUCUUCUUUGGAGUGGCUCAUUUUCACCACGUCAUUGAACAGCUGCGGUUUCGCCAGGGAAGCACCGCCAGCAUAUUCCUCUCUGCAGUGUUCCAGUUCUCGUACACAGCGGUCUUCGGCGCGUACACCGCCUUCAUUUUCAUCAGGACAGGGCACCUCAUUGGGCCCGUUCUUUGCCACUCGUUCUGCAACUACGUCGGCUUCCCGGCGGUGGGCGCCGUGCUGGAGCACCCGCAGCGCCUCCUGGUGGUGUCCUUCUACCUGCUGGGGGUGGCCCUCUUCUGCCUCCUCCUGCACCCCAUGACGGACCCGGCCUUCUUCGGACACUUGCCCAUCUGCUCGCUCUCCAGACUGACCUCGCCCCCAAACAGCCUCGGCAGCUUCGCCCUCUGCUCCUGACACCCGGCUUGGGGGCGGGGGGACUCUUUUCACCCCCCUGGCGUUAACCACUCCGGCACACGGGGCCAUCCUGCACGCCUCGGCGGGAAGGGUGCCGAGCACGGCCGGACCUCCGGCAUCUUGUGGGGGAGAAGCUGCGUCCGAAACCCGUGGGGCAAGCCAAGCCACACCAGCGCCCUCUGCCCUGAGCCACCCAGUCCUUUUUCUAGAUCUGUGGGGCAGGUCGCCUUCUGGGGCCCCCAAAGAGCUCUAUUUUUAUUAUUAAAGUACUUUAAGGAGACAUU